GUAAUUACGUCACACGCCGCAGCCACCUACUCCUCCUUCUCAUCUUGGACCUGACCGGACAGAUUGUUCAGAUUCAGACGAACUUCGACCUCAAAUCAUCACCAGCCGAAUUUUCAGCUCCAGUCAUGGGGAACUGCCAGCCCACCAUUGUGCCCUAUGAGGACUUUGACGUUCUCGCUGACAUCAAGGCCAUCCGAAAAGCCUGCAAGGGACUUGGCACCGACGAGCAGGCCAUCAUCGACAUCCUGGCCAACCGCAGCUCAGAUCAGCGGCAAGAAAUCAAACAGGCGUACUGUGACAAGUACGAUGACGAGUUGGUGGAUGUGCUAAAGAGAGAGCUAUCGGGAAACUUUGAGAAGGCCAUCCUGGCUAUGCUAGACCCGCCCGUUAUCUACGCCGUCAAGGAGUUAAGAAGGGCAAUGAAGGGGGCGGGCACCGACGAGGACGUGCUGGUGGAGCUCCUGUGCACCGCCACAAAUUCUGAUAUUGCCUUGUUCAGGGAAUGCUACUUUCAAGUACACGAACGCGAUCUGGACGCCGACAUCGAGGGAGACACGAGCGGUGACGUGAGGAACUUGCUCAUGGCUCUCAUGCAGGGUAACCGAGACGAGAGCUACGAGGUGGACGAAGAGCUGGCAGAGCAGGACGCCACUUCUCUCUUUGAGGCGGGCGAGGGUCGCUUCGGGACGGACGAGUCUGCCUUUAGUUUCAUUCUGGCCUCGAGGAACUAUCUCCAACUCCAGGCCACAUUCAAGAUGUAUGAGCAGCUGUCCGGCACCGAAAUCCUAGACGCCAUCGAGAACGAAACUUCAGGCACGCUGAAGAGAUGCUACGUGGCUCUUGUGAGAGUCGCCAAGAACCCACAGCUCUACUUUGCCAGACGUCUAAAUGACGCCAUGAAGGGGGCGGGGACUGACGAGGACACACUCAUACGCAUCAUCGUAUGCCGCUCUGAGUUUGACCUGGAGACCAUCAAGGACCUGUACCUGGAGAAGUACGAUGUGUCCCUGAAGGACGCACUGAGGGACGAGUGCAGCGGUGACUUUAAGCGCCUCCUGCUUGCCAUCUGCCACUGAGGACCCCCCCCCCACCCCCCCCCACCCCCCUCCCUCCCUGCUCAAAUAUUUACCCUCAAACUUACUGUGACUUUAGGUUGCUUCUUGUCUUUUUUUUUUUUGUUUGUUUGUUUUUUAACCUGACCUUAAUCUUUGAGCACGUAGUUACUAACCAACUGAUCCCCCGGUUCAUUUUUAAACCAUUUUACGGCAUUUAUGUCGAAAGUGAAAAGGCCUGGACGUGUUCGAGAGUUGGAUAGGAUACAGCACAAGGAAAACACACAAAUCUCUUAUUCUCCAACUACUGAUAACAAGUCAGUUCUUUUUUGCUGCUGACUUUUCUGGUUAACAAUUUUGUGCACAAGAUGAAAGCCAGUAUCCCUAGACUGAGGUACAUCCGUGCUAAAAUAACGACCUCACUUUUGUGUACUACUGCGACAUGCACUGAACAAGCGACACAUUGCUGUUUGUACAUUUCUCACUGUUGUUUCUUCCCUCCACACGCAACGCGCCGCUGAUUGUAAACUACGCUCGCUACUCGUGACUUGAAAUCAAACCGCGGUGCAGAUGUGAUGGAAUUCACACUUUUUCCCCAUUUUUAUGCACUUUCAAGCAGCGCAGUUAAAAGGGGAUGACAAACUGCCAGUAAAGCUGUUUUGUGGACAAGACUAACUAACAAACUGCUGAAUCUUUCAGUAGAAAGUUAAAUGUGAAGUGAAGAAGUGGAGAAAUAUGGAGUGGAGAUUUCUUGAACAUUUUACCAGUCCUGGAAGUGCAUUUGAUGAAAGACCGCUUUAUGACGAGUUAAAUGAAGAGAAUUGAAGAGCGACCCUCGUGAGGAUAAGCGGCGCAGACAACGGGAGGAUAGAUGGAUUUAGUUUGUUUAUUUUUGUCGUAAGAAACUAUGUAUUGAUUUACAGAAAUUUGUACAUUUGUCCAAUAAUAACACACCAAGACUUGACAGACACCUCAUCUUA
Hippocampus zosterae (dwarf seahorse) is the source of this 2032-nucleotide messenger RNA. Its product is annotated as annexin A13-like. The transcript is spliced from 11 exons. The record is from RefSeq and is a predicted model, not a curated record. Gene Ontology annotation, cellular component: cytoplasm. NCBI's taxonomy places the organism in Eukaryota, Metazoa, Chordata, Actinopteri, Syngnathiformes, Syngnathidae. Gene Ontology annotation, molecular function: calcium ion binding; calcium-dependent phospholipid binding. The coding region runs from base 126 to 1076 and encodes 316 amino acids.